Quercus robur (English oak) is the source of this 594-nucleotide messenger RNA. RefSeq lists its product as uncharacterized. The record is from RefSeq and is a predicted model, not a curated record. The transcript has a single exon. Bases 1 to 594 code for a protein of 197 amino acids. Gene Ontology annotation, molecular function: nucleic acid binding; RNA-DNA hybrid ribonuclease activity. NCBI's taxonomy places the organism in Eukaryota, Viridiplantae, Streptophyta, Magnoliopsida, Fagales, Fagaceae.
AUGGAGAAAAUAUAUAACGAUGCCGUCAAACGUUUGCAAGAGUUUCAUUCGGUACAAGUAGAACCACUGAAUCAAGCAGCGAUACCACACCCAACUCACUGGUUGCCUCCUCCUCCAUCAGUUUACAAAUUAAACUUUGAUGGAGCAACUUUCCCGGAUAUGGCUUCGGUGGGUCUGGGAGUGGUGGCUCGUGACUCGGAUGGCAUGGUUAUUGCUUCCCUUUCAAAACGUAUCACCCUACCACCUACUGUGGAAGACCUGGAAGCACUAGCGUGUAGGAGAGCCGUCUCAUUCGCAAUAGAAAUUGGACUCUGGGAUGUUGUUUUUGAAGGCGAUUCAGAGGUAGUUAUAAAACAUCUCACUGCUGAACAGCCUUGCUUGGCUGCAUUUGGACACAUUAUAGAUGAAGCCCGCUCCUUAUCAACAAGGUUGAGAAAGGUAUCCUUCUCACACACAAAGCGAAAGGGAAACACUGUUGCAGACAAACUCGCGAAGCUAGCGAGAAAUUUGUAUGAGCCAAAAGUUUGGUUAGAGGACAUUCACAGUAAUGUAAUGAGCUUUGUAAUUCUUGACAGAGGCAUUCUGCCUCAUUAA